AUGGCUACAACUAAACUUGUCGGUUUUGUGUUCUUUGCUUUCUUGGGUUUAGCUGCAUGCUCUGCCGCUCGAACACUCCUCACUACUCCCAAGGGCGAUGUCAGCUCUGGUCUAGGUCAGGGCAACCACGAUGUUGCUGCUGGAGGUUAUGGCGGUGGAGGAGAAGCUGGUGGUGAGAAUGGUGCAGGUGUUGGUGCCGGAUAUGGAGCUGCUGAAGGAGGGGGGCGUGGUGGUGCAAGUGGAAAUGGCUACGGGGAAGGAGGAGGUGCUGGGGACGGCGGAAAUGUAGGAAGCACUAGUAGUGGAGGAAGUGAAGGCUGUGGCACUGGAGGUGGUAGUGGUGGAGGCGGAGUCGGUGGUGCAACGGGAUCUGGCAGUGAAAAUGGUGGAGCUGGAGGAUAUGGAGGCGGAAGUGGCGGUGGCAUCGGAGGAGGGGGCUCAGGAGGAACACAAGGAGAAGGAUCAAAUGGGAGUGGCCAAGGAGUUGGUGCAGGAUAUGGUACUGGAGGCGGUGGUGGAAGUGGAAGUGAGGGCGGCAGUGGAGGCGGUGCUGGAGGAGGUGAAGGAGUUGGAGGCGGAUACGGCGGUGGAGGAAAAAAUAGUGGAGGAUAUGGAGGCGGAGGUGGCAGUGGCAUCGGAGGAGGAGGUUCAGGAGGAACACAAGGGGAAGGAUCAAAUGGAAGUGGCCAAGGAGUUGGUGCAGGAUAUGGUACUGGGGGCGGUGAUGGAGGUGGAAGUGAGAGCGGCAGUGGAGCUGGUGCUGGAGGAGGAUACGGUGGCGGCGCAGGUGUCGGAUUUGGAGCUGGCCGCGGAAUUGGCGUAGGUGGUGGAUAUUAA
This is a messenger RNA of Neltuma alba, 837 nucleotides long. RefSeq names its product glycine-rich cell wall structural protein 1.8-like. The transcript has a single exon. The coding region runs from base 1 to 837 and encodes 278 amino acids. Lineage: Eukaryota; Viridiplantae; Streptophyta; Magnoliopsida; Fabales; Fabaceae. The record is from RefSeq and is a predicted model, not a curated record.